This is a messenger RNA of Varanus komodoensis (Komodo dragon), 885 nucleotides long. RefSeq names its product potassium channel subfamily K member 16-like. The coding region runs from base 1 to 885 and encodes 294 amino acids. Gene Ontology annotation, biological process: stabilization of membrane potential; potassium ion transmembrane transport. The record is from RefSeq and is a predicted model, not a curated record. Gene Ontology annotation, molecular function: potassium ion leak channel activity. Gene Ontology annotation, cellular component: membrane. Lineage: Eukaryota; Metazoa; Chordata; Lepidosauria; Squamata; Varanidae. The transcript has 5 exons.
AUGCCCCACCUAACAGUGUGCAACCGGCGGCUCAGCUGGACUCUGACCUUAGUGCUGGGGUACCUCUUUUAUCUCCUCCUGGGGGCCAUGGUGUUUCAGCUGCUAGAAAAGCAGGCAGAAGCCAAGACUCGGGACCAGUUCCAAUUGGAGAAGCUCAAGUUUCUGCAAAACUACACCUGCUUGGAUCAACAAGCCCUGGAGCAGUUUGUGCAGGUUAUUAUGGAAGCCUGGGAAAAAGGCAUCAACCCAGAAGGGAAUUCAACCAAUCCCAGUAACUGGGACUUCAGCAACAGCUUCUUCUUUGCUGGGACUGUUGUGACCACCAUAGGAUAUGGAAACUUGGCCCCCAGCACAGUACCUGGGCAGGUGUUCUGUGUAUUUUACGCUUUGUUUGGAGUGCCCCUUAACCUGGCAUUUCUCAACCAGCUGGGGAAAGGGCUCAGUGCUCACCUGAUCAACCUGGAGCGAUGGGUCCACAAGCCAGGCCGAGCUCGGAUCAUACAGGCUCUGACAAUGGUGUUCUUUCUGACUGUCGGCACUCUGCUUUUCCUGGUUUUCCCACCUAUGAUCUUCAGUUACGUGGAAGGCUGGACUUAUGGAGAAGGCUUCUACUUCACCUUCAUCACCCUCAGCACCAUAGGCUUUGGAGACUAUGUAGUAGGCACAGAUCCUAACAAGCACUAUAUCUCCAUCUAUAGAAGCCUGGCUGCAAUUUGGAUUGUUUUUGGCUUAGCCUGGCUCGCUCUGAUCCUCAACCUAGGGGCUGACCUGAUGGAGAAAUUCCUGCAGCUGAACUGGCAAAAGCCCAAUCCAGCCACUGUGGAGGCAGGUGCCACCAAAUCAGAGGAAAAUCCAGAACAGCCUAGGAUCUGCAUCCCCAGCUGA